AUGACAAACACAAGCACUAUAUCAUCAAAAUCAUCUACAAUCACUCAGAAACCUAAAUCAACAGGAUGGGCACAAGCAACUGCUAAAUCUCUUCCUAAACAACAAGAGACUAAGAAUACUAAACCCAAACCAUCAUCCGCAUCAUCUAAUGAUAAAUCUAUACUCAAAACAGCUGAUACUGACGUAACAGAAUCAAAAUAUAAGAACAAGAAGAACCUUGCAGUCCAUAGAGAACCAUUUAAUCAAAAAACAGUAAAGGCAUACAUGGAUAAAUCCUUUAAGAAAUAUUUGAAUGAUCCAAAUGUGACAAAAUAUGAAGACAUAACGAUACAAAUAUUCGGUACAAAGAAUUCCUCACCUGAUUGGGAUACAGUUACCAGCUAUAAUAAAAAGAAAAAUAGAAAAAAUAAUAAGUACGUUUGUUUAAACCCUUUAUUGAAAAAAUUUGAAACCAUUAGCAGCAGCAAAUGA
Messenger RNA from Naumovozyma dairenensis CBS 421, 471 nucleotides. It is a transcript of the gene PBP4, whose product is annotated as Pbp4p. The record is from RefSeq and is a predicted model, not a curated record. The coding region runs from base 1 to 471 and encodes 156 amino acids. The transcript has a single exon. NCBI's taxonomy places the organism in Eukaryota, Fungi, Ascomycota, Saccharomycetes, Saccharomycetales, Saccharomycetaceae.